GGGGCGGGGCGAGGGACCCACCGGCUGCCGGAUCUGCAGGGAGGCGGUGUCUCAGGUUAACGGACAUAAGGACUGAGCAAACAAGGAGCUGAUUGAUGGUCUUUAGAAGAGCAUCGAUGGAGCGUCUGUGGUGGAGAUAAAUGCCAGAUUGCUGAUGAUGAAGGGUGAAAGGUUGCGAGAAGGUGGAGACAAAACUAUGAGUGGAAGAUCUCAAGUCCACAUUUUUUGGGGUGCCCCAGGUGGUCCACUGAACAUGACAAUGUCACAGGAGCGAACUUCUUUAAUAUCCGAUGAUGACCCCUGGAAAAAAAUUCAACUUUUAUACAAUCACCGUUCUUUACAUCCGAGGGAUGAAAAAGGCAUGCACGAAACUCUUGAAGACUAUCAAGUCCUAGAAGCUGUUGGCCCUUCAGAUCUCCCUCGUGGUCAUUUUUUAACAAAGGCGAUGAAUGAACCUGUUCAUGUGAAAGAAGACUUUACACAUUUUAUUUCUGACACGGAGACUGGAAAAUCCCAGAAGAGUCACCUCUUAGGGGUGAGUGAUAUAACUAGUUCUGAUGUGCAAAUACGUGAACUUAAGGGCAGAGUUCAGCAUUUAACUGAAGGUGAAAAGUAUCCAAAGCUUUUCAGUGACAAUAAGAAAAUCACAGAUGAACAGCACAAAGAUCAGUCAAAUACAUGUGGUCAAAACUUUCACAAAAAUGUCUUUCAGUUAGAUCAUAAGCAUGCCGCUGCACUGGAUUUGGUCUGUGGUACAGAACACAUUCAUACAGGGCCGGGAGCUGUUGAAACAGAAUGUGUGCCAACCGGACAUUAUGAGGGACAAAACCAGUGUCUAGGGUUCUUUUCCUUGAAGACGGAAGAUAAGCCAAGGUCUGAACCUGUUAGAAGGGUCUCAGACCUUAAAAUAUCUACUGAUACUGAAUUUCUUAGUAUAAUGACUGCCAGCCAGGUUGUUCUUUUAUCUCAGAGGAGGUAUAAAGGACAAAAUUCUAGAAAUAAAGGGCCCAUAAGUGUGGAGAUUGAACCAAAGGCAAGUCAUGGGGAAAUAAGGAUAACUGAAGAUAAUUUGAUUCAGCCUAAUAAUGAUUUUGCAGGAGAUGAAAGUGGACAAAACCAAGCACAUUCCCUUGAACUCUUCAGUCCUGUUUGUCCUGAAACAAAAAGUGGUGACACUCACGUGAAGCCUGAUAAAGGUCUUGAAGAAAAUAUAGGAUCUCAGGAACUUUUCAAUUUUGAAGACAAAGUGCCCCCCAGUGAUGUAUGUAUUGAGUCCUAUUGCUCAGGAAUACUGUGUUCCCAACUAAAUACCUUCCACAAAAGUUCUACUAAAAGAAAUUGGACCUCUGAAGAUAAAUUGGGCCAUUCCAAAGCUCUGUCUAAAGCCUUCCAACCAUCCAAGAAAAUUAAGUUGGUUUCUGAUGCAAGAGAUCCUACUGCAGCAGUGGGCCAGAGGCAUGUGUCUAGUUUUAAGGGGAUUAAAAAGACAUCAUUAAUAAAAAAUUGUGAUUCUAAAGGUCGGAAGUAUAAUUGUUUAGUCAUGGUAUUAUCUCCAUGUCAUGUGAAAGAAAUAAAUAUAAAAUCUGGGCCAAAUUCUGGCUCUCAAGUGCCUUUAGCAACGAUUGUGGUAACUGACCAAUCAGAAAUUAAGAAGAAGGUCGUUCUGUGGAGGACUGCAGCAUUUUGGGCACUUACAGUGUUUCUUGGAGAUAUAAUUUUGCUCACAGAUGUUACUGUUCAUGAAGAUCAUUGGGUUGGUGAGACAGUACUACAAUCAACUUUUACCAGUCAGUUAUUAAAUCUUGGGAGUUACCCGUCUGUCCAGUCUGAAGAAUAUUCCAAGAUAGUCAGUGAUGCUGUACUUCAAGACUUACUGGCAUACGUGUCUUCAAAACAUUCCUAUCUCCGAGAUCUUCCUCAGAGGCAGCCUCAGAGAGUGAGCAGUAUAGAAUUUGUAGAAUUGGAGGAGCUGCAGCCGGACAUGUUAGUCCAUGCGGUGCUGAGGGUUGUUGAUAUCACUAUACUGACAGAGGCAUUAUACAGUUAUAGAGGACAGAAGCAAAGGAAAGUUAUGUUAACAGUGGAACAGGUCCAAGGUCAACAUUAUGUGCUUGUAUUAUGGGGUCCUGGAGCAGCCUGGUACCCUCAACUUCAAAGGAAAAAAGAUUAUAUUUGGGAAUUUAAAUAUCUUUUUGUUCAGCGCAAUUACAUCCUAGAAAGCUUAGAAUUGCAUACAACAUUUUGGUCAUCCUGUGAGUGCCUGUUUGAUGAUGAUAUAAGGGCGGUUAAAUUUAAAGCAAAAUUCCAAAAAAGCAUGCCCUCCUUUGUGAAGAUGUCAGAUUUGGCAACACACUUAGAGGAUAAGCGUUCAGGAGUGAUUCUAAUCAAAGCCCAGAUUUUAGAGCUAGUGAUACCUGUUACAGCAGCUCAGAAGAUAACUCUGAGUGACCACAGCUCCCUGAGGAGCAUCCUCUCUUCCCUUCCUGACAUCGUAUAUACUGGCUGUGCAAAGUGCGGAUCGGAACUGGAAACUGAUGGGAAUAAGAUCUAUAAACAGUGCUACAGCUGCUUGCCCUUUACGAUGAAGAAGCUGUACUACAGGCCAGCUUUAAUGACCAUCACUGAUGGAGUACAUAAGGUGUGCGUCCAUGUAGGAUCAGAGCUGAUUGAGAAGAUGCUACUCAACAUUUCUCCUGACUGGCUCAGCAGAGUUGUUGACUUGACUUAAGAAGAUGUUAAUGUCCGCUCUUUCCACUGUUGUUUUAAGAAGCCCUUAGCUGUGCCGAGUAGGAACUGCCGUCAGUCUGAACAGCCUGUCCGUGAACUGUGGGUCAUCAAUUCUAGAGUAUCCUCAGCGCCCGUGUCUAGAAGGAGAAGGGGUAGAAAGAGAACUAACUGGAAAGUGGGUUUGGGGCUUGAGAAACCAAGGGGAACAGUGAACCCUUAGCCCUGUGCGUUUCCGUCGCCCGGAAGGGACGCUGAGGCUGUGCGCGUUUCCUCGUUCCGCAGCCCCUUCGUCAGAGGUCACGUACGGCAUGGUCGCCGCGGACCUGUUCCACGCGCUGCUGGCAGGCGGAGGGGCGCCUUGUGCGGUGAAGCUGCAGAGCCUUUUUGUGCUGGAUGAAAACAGCUUCCCCUUGCAG
This is a messenger RNA of Prionailurus viverrinus (fishing cat), 3143 nucleotides long. RefSeq names its product shieldin complex subunit 2 (gene SHLD2). Bases 155 to 2728 code for a protein of 857 amino acids. Lineage: Eukaryota; Metazoa; Chordata; Mammalia; Carnivora; Felidae. Gene Ontology annotation, cellular component: nucleus; site of double-strand break. The transcript is spliced from 10 exons. The record is from RefSeq and is a predicted model, not a curated record. Gene Ontology annotation, biological process: regulation of double-strand break repair via homologous recombination.